This is a messenger RNA of Gigantopelta aegis, 1078 nucleotides long. RefSeq lists its product as uncharacterized. Gene Ontology annotation, molecular function: protein binding. The transcript has a single exon. The record is from RefSeq and is a predicted model, not a curated record. Lineage: Eukaryota; Metazoa; Mollusca; Gastropoda; Neomphalida; Peltospiridae. Bases 214 to 1035 code for a protein of 273 amino acids.
CAUGGGCGACCGGGCGACUGCUAAUUUUCAACCCUAUAAAUAGGUCACAAGGAAGUAUUUCAGUCGUAUGUUUCAGUAGUUUUAUGUCGUACGUCAAACAAACUACAAACUACCAGUUUUCAGAAAUGUCGGACCACACGACUUCAGACACGAAUUCAGCUUUGGAUACUAACAGUUAUGUUUUAGUUUUUGAACCACGAAACCCCAAAUAACAUGUUUAGUGAACCAAGCGCCACCAGCGAUGUUGUCCUACUGGUGGAGGACAAGCCGAUACAUGUCAACAAAGCAGUUCUGUCCUUGGUUUCACCUGUAUUCGCCGCCAUGUUUGAACUCGACUUCAAGGAGAAAUACGCAGCAGAGAUUCCACUUCCGGACAAGAGGUAUGAAGAUUUCAUUGAGUUCCUUCUGUGCUUGUAUCCAAACACAGUUAAAGAUGUCGACCAAAACAAUAUCGACAUUGUACUUCCCUUGGCCGAUGAGUACCAGGUGGAGAGUGUAAUGAGGAGAUCAGAAGAGAUGAUAGUACAUUCAGUUAAACUUAAUCAUAAAACAUUAUCUGCAAAGGAAUUGGCUAACUUUUUGUUAAUUUCGGAUAAAUAUUCUCUGAAGAAGUCACUUUUGGAGGUCACCAAACUAGUAGCAAAACGUCCUUACAUCGAACUAAUUCAGAUCGAAGAAUUCAACGAAUUAAACUCGGCUGUGAAAUUCGAUGUACUUAAACAACGACUGGAAUCGUUCGAAAAAUCAGCACUGACUGUAUUAUGUGAAGUGAAGAAAUUAUCAGAUGGCGCAACAAAUGUGAAACUGAAAAACUGUGAUGUACAUAGUACCCGCUGCGAAUUGUUCUCCUGUUGUGAACGAUGUGUGCAAAUCGUAUCACCAUCUUUGGACAGUAUUUUGAGCUCUUAUAAACAAGAAGAAACUGUUUUAAAAGAAACACUUAAGUAUUUCUCGAAAAGCCCACAUGACAGUGGUGAAUAUUUUGGAUAUAAUUUCAAUUUGUAUUCAGUCCAUCGUUCAUUUGUAAAUAUUUAAUUCAGCAGCAUUUGCAUCCAACAAUAAAGUUUAAACAAGUCUG